Messenger RNA from Lodderomyces beijingensis, 2997 nucleotides. NCBI's taxonomy places the organism in Eukaryota, Fungi, Ascomycota, Pichiomycetes, Serinales, Debaryomycetaceae. The record is from the annotation of a GenBank genome assembly.
AUGAGAUCAGCCAAAUAUGCCCAUGAUGCCAUCCAUGAUAGAUUGAAGUUGUACUCAGUGACAUCCAACAUCUCCACUACCGCGAUAUCGAGUCUAAAGUCCUUGAAAAGACGAUAUCCUGCUUCUCAUCCAAUCCCGGUGGCGGGCAACAGCGACGAUUGCAUAUUGGACUGUGUCCCCUUGACGACCGAUGGCCAAGGCGAGUUUUUCGAUGAAAUAGCUGGCCGCAGAGUUACCCUCAAGGGAAUCAAUGUCGACUCGCAAACAAAGUUGCCCGCGUCUCCCUAUAUGCCAUCCUACGGCGGGGACAGCACCGACCCAAACAACGUCUUUUUCGAUGGCGACAAUGUUUCGUUUGUCGGCCGUCCGUUCCCACUUGAAGACGCUGCUGUUCAUCUCCAGCGAAUAAAAAACUGGGGCUACAACACGAUCCGAUAUUUGUUGACGUGGGAAGCUAUAGAGCACAAGGGUCCGGGGAUUUACGAUUUGCAGUUUGCCGAGUAUACCGUGGAGAUACUCAAGAUUAUAGCCGAGGUCAAGGGUCUCUAUGUGUUUCUUGAAUUUCACCAAGAUGUGUGGUCACGGUACUCGGGAGGCAGUGGGGCUCCCAUGUGGACUUUUUACGCUGCCGGAUUAGACCCAAGAAACUUUGCAGCUAACGAGGCUGCGAUAUUGCACAAUGACCCAAGAUUCCAUGAAUCGUCCGAGAUUUACCAUAAAAUGUUGUGGACGUCAAACUAUAAAAGAUUGGCCCCCUUGGUGAUGUUCACCAUGUUCUUUGCCGGUAAGAACUACUUCCCCAGUUUGGAAAUGAAUGGCGAAAACAUUCAAGAUUACUUACAAAACAAGUAUCUCGGCGCCGUGGAAUUCAUCUGGAGCUACGUUGUCAAGCAUGUGCCCGAAUUGAUCGAUAAUGGAACAAUAUUGGGGUUUGAAUCGAUGAACGAACCCAACAGCGGGCUUGUCGGGCAUCCGAAACUAGACCAACUCCCAGCAAACCAGCAAUUGAGAGUAGGAACAACUCCGACUGUAUUCCAAGCCAUCAAGUUGGGACUGGGGAUCACAUGCGAAGUUGACGAAUAUCAAAUCACAAUCACGGGACCCAGAAAAUGCGGAACGAGAAUAGUUGACCCUAAAGGUGUCUCGGCGUGGAUGACUCCCGAGGUGGGAAAAGAAGUUGACGCCCGUUAUGGAUUCAAGAGAAGUGACAAUUGGAAAUUGGGCACUUGUCUUUUUGCCCAAGCGGGCAUCUGGGAACCGUCACCUUCUGCACUUGCAACAGCCUCAUCAUCAUCAUCAAAAAACAUGGACGAAAUCACCCAAUCUCAAAGACUUGAAAUCGGCAACAAUUGCAAGAUGCUCGAACCGGAGUUUUUCAGCAAGAUUUAUCCGCAACACAACUACGAGGAACACUUAUCCAAAAGAUUCCCCAAAGUCGACACUGCACUAUUUAUAAAUUAUCAUUUCGUAAACCACAUUAUCAAGUUCAAGCAAGUCAUUCGCAAGUAUCGGCCCGAUGUGUUUGUCCUUUUCUCGACACCAGUUCUUGAAGAACCACCUGAUUUAAUCAAUGACAGCCGAAAAGUCAUAGACGCAAAGACCGUCUACUGCCCCCACUACUACGAUGGGCUUUCGCUCAUGUUCAAAAGCUGGAACUCUCGAUAUAACGUCGACACGUUGGGCAUCAUGCGGGGCUGUUAUCUCAACCCUGUGCUCGGUAUCGUAUUUGGUGAACGCGCCAUUCGAAACUGCAUCAAGAAGCAAUUUAUCGAAAUGAGGAAUGAGUGCAACAAGUACCUCGGCCCGAUCCCCAUCUUGAUGUCAGAAACGGGCAUGCCAUUUGAUAUGGAUGAAAAAAGAUCAUACAGAAAUGGGAAAUACAUUUCACAAACCGCGGCACUCGAUGCAAUCUGCAAUGCAUUGGAAGGGGCCCAUAACAUGUCCCACACGUUUUGGUGCUACAAUAGUCAAAAUAAUCACAAGUGGGGCGAUAAUUGGAACAAUGAAGAUUUUUCAUUUUGGUCACCCGAGGAUCGUGACUUGACAUUUGAAGAUUCCUACACCUCGAUUGAUAACGUCACCAUGCACAAAUUAAACAGCGACUCCACGGCGUCGGUGAUUCCUUCGUUCCCCGCGGGCAAGAAGAAAACAGACCGCAAGUUACGGAAAGCGAAAAGGAAACUUGGCAAGAUUUCAACUAGCAACAGUUCAUCUUCGCUUUCUACAAAGAUGGGAUUCAGUUCCUCCAAAAACAGUACAAUGUCAACCAAUUCAGAGUCAUCAUACGAGCGAACUUUUCUCAAAUCUCCGACUCCAGAAGGCAACAACGGAUAUAACAACAACGACGAGAACCCUGCAUAUGUGGAGGAAGCUUUAAAACUCACCGGCUCGGCACCUGCAGCAACCAGCAUGUCGCGCUCAUCCUCGGUCUCUUCAUCCCAAUCCGUCAUUUCCUCAACUUCGUCAAACGUCCACCAUCAUCAAAUCAAAAAAUGCUUUGCCUCGCCAGAUGGAGUGCGCGCAGUUUCAGCAGUCAUCAGACCAUACUGCAUUGCAACACGUGGAAGGAUUGUUGCCUCGGAAUUCGAUCUCAAGUCUAGAAAGUUUUCACUCCAAAUAAGCAUUGACACUUUCGACAGAAGUAACAACAAGUAUAUCCCCACAGUGGUUUUCGUGCCCAAGUGGCAUUUCCCUUACUUGGAUUACGGAGACGUUUAUUUGACACUGGGGUAUAUCAAGUAUAACGAGCAGUUGGAGUAUAUAGAAUGGUAUCAUGCUCCUGAUCCAAGCAUUGUUGAGGAAGAAGAGGGAGAAGAUGGAAAAGAGGAUGAUGAUGAUGAUAAUGAUGAUGAAAAGAAAACCGCAAUGAAGAAGAAGAAGAACAAUGCAACUUUGAUGCGCACAGAGACUAUCGUGAUUAAGAACAAUAGUGGAAGUCUUGAAGAGAUGAAGCUGAUUGAAAAAGGUGGUUCUGACCUGAGCUGUCCCAUCACCUAG